Cornus florida is the source of this 1961-nucleotide messenger RNA. RefSeq lists its product as uncharacterized. The coding region runs from base 471 to 1760 and encodes 429 amino acids. Gene Ontology annotation, molecular function: 5'-flap endonuclease activity; DNA binding. NCBI's taxonomy places the organism in Eukaryota, Viridiplantae, Streptophyta, Magnoliopsida, Cornales, Cornaceae. Gene Ontology annotation, biological process: DNA replication, Okazaki fragment processing. The record is from RefSeq and is a predicted model, not a curated record. The transcript has 16 exons.
AACAAGAAAAGAAAUGAAAAAACGAUCUGUGUUCUAGGGCUCCUGUCGGCCGUCGCUCUUUGAAGGCUCGAAGUCGAAGGAUAAGAUUUGGGUUUGUGUUUGGGAGAUUAGCUUCAGUUUCAUCAGGACUAAUCAAGUGCGCAAACUCAUUAGUGCCUCAUCUUCGUUCUCACAGUUUUCUACUUCUCUUUGUUCGUAUUUUAUCGCAACUUCAGUUUCGGUCAACCUCGGCUUUGUGAAAUUGACGACUUCAGUUUCGGCUUAAUCUUCAUCAAUCGCAAACUUUGCAUUAUCAUUGUCAGAAUCGAUUUUGAAUCUUCUUCUAGAGCGAGUCGUGUUUUGUCAGUUGACGAUUGUGAGAAGUCGCUCAUUGCGUCGCCAAUUCGCAUAACCCAAUCUCAGAUGCUGAUUUUAAUGCUUUAGUCACCGAAGGACCAGUGGCAAAUCUAGAGACAAGUUGGCAUGAACUCAUGGCAUGCCUUGGGAGGAGUCUUUAUUACUAUACAAGGAAGUUUUCAAUCAAUCAGAGGGGUGUACACUUGAGCAGCAUCACGGCACCAUUUGUGACUCAUUCAUCAUCCAUAUUGUUUAGGAAGGGUUACUGUAAACUAUCCAAUAGUUUGAGUUCAGAUACACGUGAAAUUCCUCAUGCAACUUCUAGUAUUAUGGGACUUUCUGCUGAACGCGAACGAACACUACGUCAAGAAACAAAUUUUGAUUCUGGGAAGCAAAAAGAUAGAAUGAUGGAUUAUGAUUCUUCCAGUGGAAGAGUAAUGCUCAUCGAUGGUACAUCAAUUAUUUAUAGGUCUUACUACAAACUUCUUGCAAGGUUGCAUCAUGGGUUUCUCUCACAUGCUGAUGGCAAUGGAGAUUGGGUCUUAACUGUAUUUACAGCUUUAUCUCUGAUAAUUGAUGUUCUAGAAUUUAUCCCUUCACAUGUGGCGGUGGUUUUUGAUCAUGAUGGGAUGCCAUUUGGUCAUACAUCUGUUUCAACCAAACAAAGUUUUGUUGCAAAAGGCAUGACUUUUCGUCACACUCUCUACCCAUUAUACAAGAGCAAUCGUCCUCCUACACCUGAUACUGUAGUUCAGGGGCUUCAAUACUUGAAAGCAUCAAUCAAGGCUAUGUCCAUUAAAGUUAUUGAGGUGCCUGGUGUUGAAGCUGAUGAUGUCAUCGGGACAUUGGCUGUAAGGAGUGUUAAUGCUGGAUUUAAGGUACGAGUUGUCUCCCCAGACAAAGAUUUUUUUCAGAUUCUAUCGCCUUCAUUACGUCUUCUGCGAAUUGCUCCACGUGGAUUUGAAAUGGUGUCCUUUGGGGUGGAGGAAUUUGCUUUAAAAUUUGGAGAUUUGAGACCUUCUCAGUUCGUUGAUGUAGUCUCACUCAUGGGUGACAAAUCUGAUAAUAUUCCAGGGGUUGAAGGAAUUGGAAAUGUCCAUGCUUUGGAAUUGAUUACGAAAUUUGGUACGUUGGAGAACUUGUUACAACAUGUUGAUCAAGUUGAAGAGGAACGUAUCAGAAAGGCCUUGAUAUCAAAUGCUGAACGGGCUCUCCUAAGCAAGAACUUGGCACUGCUACGAUCUGAUCUUCCAUCGUACAUGGUUCCAUUUUCCAUUGAUGAUCUCAUCUUCAAGAAACCAGAGGACAACGGGGAGAAAUUCACAAGCCUCUUGACAGCAAUGAGUGCUUAUGCAGAAGGAUCUUCAGCAGAUCCAACUAUCAGAAGAGCUCUCUCUCUGUGGAAGACGCUUGAGAAGCCAUAAUUUUGGUGUAUUUUUGUUGCCCGGUCUGAUGGAAAUCAAGAAUGCCGGUUGCGUAAAGUUCAUUUUGUUAAAUUUUUUGGUGUGAGAACGAAUAAUAUAGCUGUAAAACUGGGAACCUUUCAAUUUUUAAUUCAACGAUAUCUUGUAGUCCAUCUUUCAAUGGUAUGCAAGGUCUGGCCAUUUUUUUUUUUUUUUUUUUUU